This is a messenger RNA of Suricata suricatta (meerkat), 2084 nucleotides long. RefSeq names its product peroxisomal biogenesis factor 3 (gene PEX3). The record is from RefSeq and is a predicted model, not a curated record. Gene Ontology annotation, cellular component: peroxisomal membrane. Bases 216 to 1337 code for a protein of 373 amino acids. Gene Ontology annotation, biological process: protein import into peroxisome membrane. Gene Ontology annotation, molecular function: protein-macromolecule adaptor activity. The transcript has 12 exons. NCBI's taxonomy places the organism in Eukaryota, Metazoa, Chordata, Mammalia, Carnivora, Herpestidae.
ACAGAAAGCGCAGCUGCUCGCCCGGAGUCCACGCCCCCUCCCCGCCCCGGUGACAAGCUCUGCGGAAAGUCGCGUUUGUGAUUUCUGAAGAGCACCGAGCGGCACCACGGCGGUGCUGCCUGGUCGUUGGGGCCAAGUGAAGAGGAAACGGUUUCCUGGCGGACAGCCCCCCACCCCCGCCGCCCCUAGGCAGCCCGCACCUUCAGGGUCUGAAGAUGCUGAGAUCUAUGUGGAAUUUUCUAAAACGUCACAAAAAGAAAUGCAUCUUCCUAGGCACAGUGCUCGGAGGAGUAUAUAUCCUGGGAAAAUAUGGACAGAAGAAAAUCAGAGAAAUACAAGAAAGAGAGGCUGCAGAAUACAUUGCUCAAGCGCGACGACAGUACCAUUUUGAAAGUAACCAGAGAACUUGCAAUAUGACAGUGCUGUCCAUGCUUCCAACACUGAAAGAGGCCUUAAUGCAGCAGCUCAAUUCCGAGAGCCUCACGGCUCUGCUGAAAAACAGGCCUUCAAACAAGUUGGAAAUAUGGGAGGAUCUGAAAAUAAUAAGUUUCACCCGAAGUAUCGUGGCGGUGUACAGCACUUGUAUGCUGGUCGUUCUUCUCCGGGUCCAGUUAAACAUAAUUGGUGGAUACAUUUACCUGGAUAAUGCAGCAGUUGGCAAAAAUGGCACUACAGUUCUUGCUCCUCCAGAUGUCCAACAGCAGUAUUUAUCAAGUAUUCAACACCUCCUUGGCGACGGCCUGACAGAAUUGAUCAGUGUCAUUAAACAAGCUGUACAGAAGAUUUUAGGAAGUGUUUCCCUUAAACACUCUUUGUCCCUUUUGGGCUUGGAGCAAAAGCUAAAAGAAAUCAGAAACCUGGUGGAGCAGCAUAAAUCCUCUUCUUGGAUUAAAGAAGAUGGAUCCAAAUCUUUGUUAUGCCGCUACAUGAUGCCAGACGAGGAAACUCCAUUAGCAGUUCAGGCAUGUGGGCUUUCUCCUAGAGAUGUUACCACUAUUAAACUACUCAGUGAAACUAGAGACAUGUUGGAAAGUCCAGAUUUUAGUACAGUUUUGAAUACAUGUUUAAACCGAGGUUUUAGUCGACUACUAGACAAUAUGGCUGAGUUCUUUCGACCUACUGAACAGGACCUGCAACAUAGCAACUCCAUGAGUAGUCUUUCCAGUGUCAGCCUGCCAUUAGCUAAGAUAAUUCCGAUAGUAAAUGGACAGAUCCAUUCAGUUUGCAGUGAAACACCUAGUCACUUUGUUCAGGAUCUGUUGAUGAUGGAGCAAGUGAAAGACUUUGCUGCUAAUGUGUAUGAAGCUUUUAGUACUCCUCAACAACUGGAGAAAUGACUUCUUUUCCUUCAAGGAAAACUACAAGGGAACUCAUUUACAUUUAAAAAUAUGCUGAAUAAAUCAACUAUAUAUAGGGUAAUGAUUUGUUACUGAAUUGCCUAAUAAAAAUAUAUUCUUAAUCAAAGUCUUCAUUUCGUAAAUAAAAUAGAUUUAUUUGACAUCUUAAUAUAUUUUUUUAAAGUCAUCAAUAGACUAGUUUUGUGGGCAUAUCUUAGUGUACACAGUGCAGGUAUCAGAGCUGUUAAUACUUUGUUACACCAUGGAUAUUAGUUCCAAACUGACAAAAACUAAUGUAGAUACUUUUUUUAUAUAGAAUAUGAAAUGUAGUAUACAUUGACAUUUAUAUGGAGGAAAAAAUCUGUUUGAGAAAUAGGUGUGAAAUUUAGAAAAUGUACUACUUAAGUUCACUGGACUGUAAUAUACAUGAAUGAAUCAGACUUUUCUCGUUACUCUUCAAAUGAAUAAAUUAUUUACCUUAGACAACCCAGAUGAAGGACAUUUGUUUUUAUGGACAUUAGUGAAUUUAACAACCAUGAUCAGUAAUUUUUUUCUUUACCAUUGUUAACAAUCCUUAGAAUAUUACAUAUUUGAUUUAGAGGCUGAAAUUGUGCUGUUGUUAUUACUCAGCGGCUAUUAUUAGCUACAUAGUUUCAGCAUUUGUAUGUAAAUAAUUUUAAUAACUUACUUUGUAUUGAUUUUGAGCACAGUAAAUAUCUUACUGCAAUAAAAUAUUUUAGUAAAAUA